This is a messenger RNA of Cheilinus undulatus (humphead wrasse), 822 nucleotides long. RefSeq names its product inosine triphosphatase (nucleoside triphosphate pyrophosphatase) (gene itpa). Gene Ontology annotation, cellular component: cytoplasm. The transcript has 8 exons. Gene Ontology annotation, molecular function: nucleoside triphosphate diphosphatase activity. The record is from RefSeq and is a predicted model, not a curated record. The coding region runs from base 91 to 576 and encodes 161 amino acids. Gene Ontology annotation, biological process: nucleoside triphosphate catabolic process. Lineage: Eukaryota; Metazoa; Chordata; Actinopteri; Labriformes; Labridae.
GCUGAUUGGCUGAAGCUGCUCUGGCGGAUGUGAUUGGCUGUUACGGCGCCGGCUCGGUCCAGCUCUGUAAGUUGUCCGGUUGUUUCCAAGAUGGCGGUGCCUGCUGGGAGGUCUGUGGUGUUCGUGACUGGAAACGCCAAAAAACUAGAGGAGGUCGUUCAGAUCCUCGGAGACAAAUUUCCCUACAAACUGGUUUCUAGAAAGAUCGACUUACCAGAGUACCAAGGAGAGCCAGACGACAUCUCCGUCCAGAAGUGUAAGGAGGCUGCUCGGCAGGUUGACGGGCCGGUCAUCGUGGAGGAUACGUGUCUGUGUUUCAGAGCUCUGGGGGGUCUGCCAGGUCCUUACAUAAAAUGGUUCCUGGAUAAACUGCAGCCAGAAGGUUUGUACAAACUCUUGGCAGGGUUUGAGGAUAAAUCAGCGUGGGCUCUCUGUACGUUUGCUUUUUCUGCUGGGAAAGACGAACCAGUGGAGCUGUUCAGAGGGAGGACUGAGGGACAAAUCGUGGAGCCCAGGGGCCCUCGAGACUUUGGAUGGGAUCCCUGUUUUCAGCCAGACGGAUACGACAAAACGUGAGACAGGAUGGGUUUUCUUCUUCUUCUCACCACCAGGGGGAGCCAGAGAUAUGCUGAACUGCCCAAAGCGGUGAAAAACAGCAUCUCCCACCGCUACAGAGCACUGGCCGCCAUGUCGGAACACUUCAGUCAGACCAACAACACGUCACCUCAGAGCAAGAAGAAGAGACAGGAGGACUGAGGGGGGGUGAGCUCCUCCUGGGUGGUUGGUUGGUUGUGUCACAAUAAAGCUUCAGUUCAUUUUUAA